Molecule: messenger RNA, 3089 nt
Organism: Panicum virgatum (switchgrass)
Lineage: Eukaryota; Viridiplantae; Streptophyta; Magnoliopsida; Poales; Poaceae
Exons: 6
Coding region: 1963-2844 (293 amino acids)
Source: RefSeq, a predicted model, not a curated record
CGGGCAACCUCAGUGUCACCAGUCUGUCCGGCGGCCGACCCUCUCCGGCGGACCCUCCCCGUCGUGCAUCUCCGGCGGCAACUUGCUGUGGACCGCUCAGGCGGGCAGCUACGUCGGCAGCUCCGGCUGGAUGCGGUUGCUGGCAGCCUAGCGCGCGCUGCAGGUAUCGGUGGACCGCUCCGGCGGGCAGCUCCGGUAGGAUGCGGUGGCGGGCAGCCUAGCGGCCCGGCUCCAGUGAUUGCUCUGUCAGCCCCUACCCCGGCUCCGACGGCUUGCGGCCCCAAAUCUGCCACCUACUGCAUGCCUGCGGUUGCUUAAAGAUGGACAGGACUUGGAUUCAUGCUACUCGGUUCAGCGAUGCCUUCAGCAAUGGCGUUGAUCAGUUUAUGUCUUUUGUUCAAGAUAGGUUCAGUGAGAAUGAUGCUAUACUUUGCCCAUGUCGCAAUUGUCUGAACCAGUCUUCACGGAGUCAGAAAGAUGUGCAUGACCAUAUCUAUCUUUUUGGGAUGUCAACUACGUAUACUCGGUGGGUGCACCAUGGUGAAGCUUUUGAUGUUGAGAUAGUGGAAUAUGCAGGGGAUGCAAAUGAACCUGAUGAUCUAGGUAAUGUUGUGGAUGUGGACGAGCCCGGCAAUGAGAAUGACGGCACGGCAGAGAUGCUUGCAGACCUAUACACAGCUGUAGAAGAAGAUGGAGGAAAGCCAAUGUUUGUGAAAGUUCUUGAAGAUGCAAAACAUGCUCUGAGCCCGGGUUCAGUUCAUUCUAGGUUCUCUUUUCUAGUUAGAAUGCUACAUAUCAAGUCAUUCUACAGGAUAAGCAACACAGCUUUCAGUGCACUAUUGAAGUUAUUGUCAGAAUCAUUCCCUAACUGUGUUCUUCCAGAUUCAUAUGAGAAAGCAAAGAAGUAUCUCAAAGAACUGGGCCUUGGAUAUGAGUUAAUCCAUGUUUGUGAGAACAAUUGUGUGUUGUUUCGGAACGAUUUUGCCAAACUUGACAACUGCCCGAAAUGCAAGGAAUCUAGGUGGGUAGAUGGAGAUGGUCUCAAACAGGUUCCUAAAAAGGUUUUGAGAUAUUUUCCUAUUAUACCCAGGCUGAAGAGGAUGUUUGCAAACAAAGCAACAUCUGAGGAGACCCGGUGGCACAAGGAUAAGCGGGUUUCAGUGGAAAAUGAAAUGAGCCAUCCAGCGGAUGGAGAAGCCUGGAAACACUUUGAUAAAGUGUAUCCAAGCUUUGCUGGAGAUGCAAGAAACUUGAGGCUUAGUUUAGCUACAGAUGGUUUCAAUCCUUUCGGGAACAUGAACACAACAUAUAGCAUGUGGCCUGUACUUGUCAAGGUAUAUAAUCUACCUCCAUGGUCAUGCACUGACUCAUCCAACUGCAUCAUGGCACUGCUCAUCCCAGGACCAAAGUCUCCAGGCAAAGACUUUGACAUAUUCUUAGAACCUCUCAUUGAGGAUUUGUUAAAACUCUGGGAGGGUGUCAAAACUUAUGAUGCAAUCACUGGUUCAAAAUUUGACCUUCGCGCUGCAGUUUAAGGAACAAGAUAUGUUACAUUGGUCACCAUCGCUACCUUCCAAAAAAUCACAAGUGGCGAAGAAGCUUGGCCUUUGAUGGACACCAUGAAUACAAGGGUGAGCCACAGAAGUUGAGUAUGGAGGAGACAUUGGAGUGUCUAGAGAAGGUAAAAGAUAUUACUCUUGGUAAGCCUGAUGGUAGCAAGAAAAGGAAGCGUGGACAGAAGGACCAUGAGCCAAAAUUGUUUAGCCAAAAGUCUGCUCUUUGGAAACUGCCAUAUUGGCAACACUUGAAGCUACCACAUAAUCUUGACGUGAUGCAUAUAGAGAAGAACAUAUGUGAUGCCCUUCUUGGGAUAAUACUCCGUCUUGAGGGAAGAGAAGGCCAGAGAAGCCUCUACAAGCAGCUAAGCUAGCUUCAGAGGCUGGACUUAUCACUAGGAAUAGCAUGCCAAUCCUAACUCACUGGAAACAUUACAAGAAAGAUGAAACCCACAUGAAAGAAUUCAUGGGCAAGUUAUCUGUUAGGCUGGCAGUUGAUGAGAAGGAUAAGCCAACAGUGGAAGCCUGCAGCGAUAUACUCCAAAAAGUUGUACGCCAGAGAAAAUAUUUGUUGAAGAAGAAGUACUUCACUGAUAUACCGGCUAAUCAAGUCAGAACUACUUCCCCUGUUUCUAGUCUAACCGAUGAUCAGUGGCUUGAGCUCAUGCAAAUGUGGUCUACUGCAAAAGCGAAGGCAACUGCUGCGAAGUACAGGCUGAACCGUGCUAAGGUCAGGCACCAUCAAAAGACAGGUUCUCGCAGCUACAUUCCACACUUGUACGCAUAUAGGCAGAAAAAUAAGGACCGAGAAGUAGAUGCAGUGGAGAUGUUCAAGGUAUGCCAUACCAGCGAUAAGACUGGUAUGACUGAUGAGGUCAAGGAAACAGUUAGUACCAUGGAAAAUAUGUUGGCCCAACCUGCCCAAGAUAUGGAGACAGCAAGAUCUAGUACUGAGAUUGUUUCAAAGGUUCUAACACAAAACAGUGCAGCAUCUACAUUCCUCAAAAAUGCUGGUAUUGAAACAUCAGUCAGCAAAUCUGUUGCAUCAGCUGCAAGAGAAGCACAACUUCGUGAGCAGCUACAGGCGGAGAAGGAACGAGCUGAUCAUCUUCAAGAAGAGCUAGACACCCUCAAGAAGAAAGCUGCAGAUACAGAAGAAUCAAUGGCCAGGACCCAAGAAGAAGUACGCAGGACCCAGCAAGAGAUGGAGGAGUUCAGGAAGAAACAAGAAGCUAAUGAUCUGAUCCUUCAGCGCAUCUUGGGCCUCAAGUCAGGUACUGGACCUUGAACCUCCCCUGACUGGGUUCCUCUGUAAGAACAUGGAAUUAUGCUGUCACUUUGUCUUUCCCUUGUGAACUUUGUCAGUCGGUUGGCACCUGUGAUGAACUGUUUCUGUGAAAUUGUUGUUCAAGUACUUGUUGUUCCCCUGUGUUGGGGAACUUCGGUUUAAUCAAGCUGUGAUGUAUGAACAAAUUUCUAUGUAUGGUACUGCCUGUGUGUUAAUAAGUUAUAUUUGCAGUUGUGAUGUAUGAA